This is a messenger RNA of Nothobranchius furzeri (turquoise killifish), 3563 nucleotides long. Its product is annotated as dual specificity testis-specific protein kinase 2. Gene Ontology annotation, cellular component: nucleus; cytoplasm. NCBI's taxonomy places the organism in Eukaryota, Metazoa, Chordata, Actinopteri, Cyprinodontiformes, Nothobranchiidae. Gene Ontology annotation, molecular function: ATP binding; protein serine/threonine kinase activity. The record is from RefSeq and is a predicted model, not a curated record. Gene Ontology annotation, biological process: protein phosphorylation; positive regulation of stress fiber assembly; actin cytoskeleton organization.
CUUCCUCUAGCUUAACAAGUGGCUGGCUAAACAAACCCAGACGGGCUCGUUUGAGGCUGCCGCGGUACCCAGCCUGAUUUCUGGCUCUAGUUCCCGUUCGGGGCUCGGAGCGCAGACGUUUCCGGUCCGGUCCGGUCCGGUCCGACGGUGAAGGACAGGUGAGUCGCCGCGGCCGCUCUUCCGCAGGUCUGGGAGUCCCGGGAAUCCAUUAAUCUGUUUAGCCUCGCUGUAAGCGGCUCUCACACACGCACAUCCAUCAGCAUAAUAAAUACUGUUGUUAGGCUGAAUGAGGACUUGGGGAUGGAGCGCCUGCAGGGCCCCGUUCUGGGUCAGAACCAGACCUGUUCGGUAACCGGCGGAUGGACCGUGCUCAUUCUCCCGGGGAUCGGAGGCUUUAUCCCGACUCUUAAGAGGAAAGAAAGCCACCGGGGUCAGGCAUCACGUUCGCCGAACUAACGGAGCGAACCGGGCCUCCUCUCGCAAUGGCACGGUGAGGAUGCGUUCACGGACCGCCGGAACAGGGAGAACUGCUGACCCGGAUCGUCUCUAGAGCUCCUGGUGGGUUUCUGUCCGCGCAGAUGGAUCUUCUGACUGGCUAGAAGGACCUGGAUCUCACAGACCAGGUGAUCUAAGCAUUCCCACACCUGGGAGGAUUCACUCAGGCUGAUUUGGACACUACGAUGGUGGGCGGUACCGGGCCCGGCACAGUGGGCCUCAGGACUACUCAGGUGUAGCAGAUAUUUGGAGUACCCUGUGGCGCUCCAUCAGCACCAUGGACUACCACACCGAGUGUUGCUUCUGUGAUGCUGAGGACGGAGGUCCAGAUGACCCGCCUCUGCACAGCAUCCAUGCACCCAACCGGGUCCGACCAUCGUCCUACCGGGCCCUGAGGAGUGCUGUGUCCAGUCUGGCCCGCAUCGAUGACUUCUUCUGUGAGAAAAUUGGUUCUGGCUUCUUCUCUGAGGUCUUUAAGGUGCAGCACCAGAUCACAGGACAAGUGAUGGCUCUGAAAAUGAACACGCUCGCCAGCAACAAAGCUAACAUGCUCCGAGAAGUGCAGCUGAUGAACAGACUCAGUCACCCCAACAUCCUCCGGUUUCUUGGGGUCUGCGUGCAUGAAGGGCAGCUCCACGCUCUGACUGAGUACAUUAACGGAGGGAACCUGGAGCAGCUGCUGGACAGCGACCUGUACCUGUCCUGGUGCGUGAGGAUCGGCCUGUCUCUGGACAUCGCCCGAGGCCUUCAGUACCUGCACAGCAAGGGCAUAUUCCACAGAGACCUCACCUCCAAGAACUGUCUGGUACGCUGUGAAAAUGGCCUGUUCACUGCAGUGGUGGGAGACUUCGGCCUGGCUGAGAAGAUCCCUGAUUACAGUGAUGAUGCUGAGAAAAAGGCUUUAGCCAUCGUGGGCUCUCCAUACUGGAUGGCCCCUGAAGUUCUCCGAGGAGAGCUGUAUAACGAGAAGGUGGAUGUGUUUGCAUUUGGCAUCAUCUUGUGUGAGAUCAUCGCCCGGAUUGAAGCAGAUCCCGACGUCCUGCCGAGGACAGAGGACUUUGGCCUGGACGUGGAUGCGUUUGAGAACAUGAUCGGGGACUGUCCUCCUGCGUUCUUCAGCCUGGCGGUGACCUGCUGUGGUAUGAGCGCAGAGCACCGCCCCUCGUUCUCUGGCGUUGUCUCCACCCUGGAGGCCCUGGGGAAAGAAGGAGACGGAGAGGUGCUCAUUAGUCUUGAACCGGUGGCGGUGGACGUGAGCCCAUAUCGGCGCCGCAGCUCUCCCUGUGGAGGCCUGGCAAGGAGCCAGUCAGACAUGUUGCCUCCUGCGUCUCUGACUUCCCCGCUCCUCGGGACACCUCCUCCGCGGGUCAACCCUUUUUCCCUCAGACAGGACCUGAAUGGAGGACGGUGCAAGCUCCUGGACACUCCCAGCAAGUCUGUCAUCUCCCUGACCUUCACCUUGCCUGCACUCCGUGAUCCCUGCGUCUCCCCCCACCUGCUCAGGGGAACCCCGAGUAUUCGAGCUCCACCACGGAGAUGCCAGUCACUCCCCUGCACCCCAGAGAUCGGCCGGACUGCAGCAUUUCCAAGAGUUGGGAAGGAGCAGAGUUCCGAUGAGAAUGUCCACAUAUCAAAUAGGAAGGAUGAGAGGGGCAUGGGGACCUCGUGGGUGUCAGAGAGGGGGGAGGAAACAUUCCUUGAACAGCAUCCAAAUGUUACAGAACAAGCAGCUUCCCUGAAGAAUGAGGAGGAGGAGGAGGAGGAUUCAAGCAUUCCUUUAGAGCUGGAGAUGGUGUCUCUAGGCCGGCUGGAUGAGGAGGCGGAGUGGGAGGAGAGUUUGUGUCUUACUGAACCCAUGGACUGUACCAAGUCUCCAGAACCCACAAAGAGAACCCUGAACUCCACACCUCUAAAACCACUGGCCACCUCCACCUCUUGCUCCUCCCUACGUAUGAAGAGUUGGAGGUUUCCCAUCUCAAACGGACCUCCCUCUUUCCCGCCGCUGCCACGGUUGGACAAUAACAACAGCUCAGCCCUUGUGAUUGGCCAGCAGGUGCAACUGGGCGGAGGGCGGAGCUCUAACGGCUUCACCGGAGUCCAGCUCCCAUUCUCUGACCCCCCUACUUCCUCUGAACAGGAUGAGGUCAUUUCCUGUCCUGGCUGUUGUCUGGUGGGGUUGAGAUUCCCCUCAGUGUGCCUCCGUGGCUCUGCUGCUAUUCCCGCCUCCCAGCGCAGGGCUUCUUUACCGCGGCAACGGUCAUACCGGAACCUGAACAGUACCAUAACGGCGGGCAGUAUCUCCUCGUCAGCAGCCAAAAGACUCCUGAGUCACAGCACCAAUGGACUCAUGGUUUCAGGCUCACCUGUGCGUUGUGAGCCGGGCCAGUCUUUACCUGAGGCCCAGACCUAAACCUCCAUAUUCCACCUGAGGCAAGCAUCAGCACCUAACCCGAAGAGCACCGAGCAUUGCCGUGGUGAUGCUGAACACCACCAACAUCUGUUUGAAAGGUGCUGAACCUGUCACUCCAGUGUAAACAAGGUGGUGCAGCGCCACCAUGUGGGCCGGAGGGUAAACCCGACUUCUCAUCGAACAAGAUUCAAGCAGGAGUUCUAGAUGGUUCCUGUUCAGAGAACAGAGGCGGGCCCUGAGCUGUGUGCAGCGCCUCCUGGUAGUGUGGUCAGACUCGGUGUAGCCUCAGUGUCACUAGGUCUGUUGGGUCCCCGCUGAUGGAGGUUCUGCUGAGGAGCAGCCGAGACGAGAGCAGCAGGUCCAGAACCAACCGCUGCAACAGGAAUAUUUAUAUAAACACGACUUUGUACAUUUUAUAGACGCGUGUGUGUGUGUGUGUGUGUGUGUGUGUGUGUGUGUGUGUGUGUGUGUGUGUGUGUGUGUGUGUGUGUGUGUGUGUGUGUGUGUGUGUGUGUGUGUGUGUGUGUGUGUGUGUGUGUGUGUGUGUGUGUGUGUGUGUGUGUGUGUGUGAGAGAGAGAAAUAGAAACAAUGCGCGGCUUGUUUUAUUUUGCUGUGGAACAUCUUCAGAUGUGCUGAUAAUAAACAGUUUGGUGUGAA